UAAAAAUUACAAAAUUGCUUUCCUGUUUUUUGUCGUCAGCAACUCUAAAUAAACUAAUAUUAUUGCACACUUUGCAAUGUUUAACAAUAUUAAGGCAAAUUAAUAAUGUUUGUCCUUUUAGUUUAAAACAUGACGGUGGCCACAUCUUACGGAAAUGCUGUUAUUUGACCUGUGAUAUUUUCAAUAUAAACAAGCAUGGAAACCUUGAAAGAGUUGGAUACACAAAACAUUUUUGUAAAAAAUGAAAUAGUAGAUUCUAAGGAAACAUCUUUGAUAUCAAAAAGUAACUGUCCCAUUAAAACAGAAGUCAGUGAAACCCAAGAAAAUGAUGAGCUUAAUAAUAUUCUCUAUAUCGAUAAAUCUAUAUUAAUUAAAGAAGAAAUUGAUAUAGACGAACAAGUAUUAAAUAUUAAUGAAGAGUGGGAAGAAAAGGAGAUAUGGUGUGAUGUGUGUGAGACAUUCAGUGAAGGCUAUUGCACUGGAUGUGGAAUAUCAAAAGUCCUAAUUGACACAUUUGUUGAGAUUGGCACAAAAGACAGAGCAAGAAAAACACUUCCCAAAAGAGUCUUAUCCAUAGCUUCCAAUCAAAAUGGCAAUAUGGGAGUGUUUGCACUUGAAAAUAUCCAAAGUGGUGUACAAAUGGGUCCAUUUGAAGGACUUAAGAAUGAAAAUUUGUUAGAUAUAAACGACGAAUCCCAGUCAAAUUGGAUGAGAUAUGUGAAUCAUGCUACUAGUUUUGAAGAAAGCAAUGUUACAGCCUUUCAAUAUGAAGGUGACAUAUUUUAUAGAACUUCCAAGGAAAUUUGCAAAGGUGAUGAAAUAUUAGUAUCUUUUAAUGAUAUUGCUGAUCAAGUUAGCGUUGAAGAGGAGCCAAUUAAAGAGUAUUUUCGAUGUGAUUAUUGUGAUUUGUGCCUUACAACAGAUAAUUUCAAAAAGUUCCACAUGAGAAGAUGCAAGUGGAAGUUUGCAGAUGAAGUACCACAAAGUUUUUUCCAAUGUGAACACUGCCAAACUUACAUUGCUGACGAAAAUUAUUUUAAGAAACACGUUACAAGAUGCAGUCAUCGAGAAAUUGCGAAUUAAAUAUUUCAGAAAGAAGCCAAUAAAGAAACCAGAAGGGAAAACGUGCUAUGAUUGUGGCUACACAACAAUCAGUAAAACUGAUCUUAGAAGGCACAUUUUUACCAAACACAGAAAAGGGGAUUUCGUAAAAUUUUGCUGUCCGCAUUGUGAUUACACAACCGUCCGCAAAAACACAUUAACUCGCCACCUGAAAACACAUUCAGACUCGCGCAUAUUCAAAUGUUCCUACUGCGACAAAAGAGUAUCGACCAAAAACAACUUGUAUAAUCAUGUAUUGAAGGAACAUAAAAAGGAAAACGAGGAAAAGAAUUUGGUACCACUUAAAUGUAAAAUUCACCAGUGUCCCACCUGUCCCUAUAUCACGGUAGCUAAAGGCCAUUUAGUUGAUCACAUGCGGACGUGUGGAAAUAAGACUCCUUUGGAAAUGGACAGGAAAAAUGAUAGGAGGAAAAUUAAGCGUUUGCGCUGUGAACAUUGUCAUCAAGAAUUCCAUACCAAGAAAUAUUUUGAUAAUCAUGUGUUAACAAAACAUCCACACACAGAUUCAUUGCAGCUGAUUACGAGUAAAAUUUUUAAUUGUGAGCGGUGCCAUUAUAAAACUACUAUUUCAAGUAAUUUUAAAGCACAUGUUAAAACUCAUGAAUGAGUUGGUGGUACUUUUCUAUUUUAUUACCAGUACCUGUGUUUUUAUUAUAUUACUUUAUUUUAUGUAAUUUAUAUUGGGGACGUUAUUGUAUCUUUUUAUAAAUUUUAUUAAAUAUUAAAAAUA
Messenger RNA from Aethina tumida (small hive beetle), 1852 nucleotides. RefSeq names its product zinc finger Y-chromosomal protein. The coding region runs from base 196 to 1083 and encodes 295 amino acids. The transcript is spliced from 5 exons. Gene Ontology annotation, cellular component: nucleus. Gene Ontology annotation, molecular function: protein binding. The record is from RefSeq and is a predicted model, not a curated record. NCBI's taxonomy places the organism in Eukaryota, Metazoa, Arthropoda, Insecta, Coleoptera, Nitidulidae.